AGUUUCAGUUGUAUCGAAAAGGUUAUAAGAUAUAGACGGUUUAUUUUCUUCGACAGUUUUAGCUCUAAGAGUAGUUCAUGAGAGAAAAUAUUUUAUUAAUAUAGUUUAUUAAUCAACAUUUGAUAUCAUGUUGAAAAUAUUUGAACCCCUUAAACCAUUUCUUCAACCAACAAAGGUUUCAAUAGAUAAUUUUUUCUUUAAAUUACAUUAUCGUUUUACAUUUUUAAUACUUUUAAUCGCAACAGUUUUAAUAACAUCGAGACAAUACAUCGGAGAGCAUAUAAAAUGUAUUUCAGAUACAAUAUCUGAACAUGUUAUUAAUACAUUUUGUUUUGUUACAACAACAUUUAGAGUGGUUCGUCAUUUUAAUAUUACCGCUUUGGAAACUGGUGCCAUUUUUCAACCAGGCAUUGGUCCAUAUCACUUCAAUGAAGAACCUAUAAAAAGACAUGCCUACUACCAAUGGGUUCCGUUUAUACUCUUUGGACAAGCUCUUUGCUUUCUUGUACCACAUAUUAUGUGGAAACGUUGGGAAGGUGAUCGUGUAAAGAAACUGAUUAUACGUUUAAAAACGGCAAGCAUUUCAAGAUAUGUUCAUUCAAAAUUUAAAUUUGGAAAUACUGAAGUUCCAACUAUGGAAGAAACCGAAGAUCACAUCAAGGAUAUUCGUCGCGAAAUAAUAACCCGAAUGCCUUUGAAUGAGUCCUGGGGUACUCAUCUUAUGAUUGCUGAAUGGAUGAAUUUGAUCAAUAUCGUUUUUCAAAUAUGGUGGACAAAUAAAUUUCUCGGUGGUCAAUUUUUAAGUCUUGGUGUACAUAUACUGUCGGAAAAUUGGAAAGACAAAAUGGAUAUCCUCGAUAAGGUUUUCCCUAAAGUUACAAAAUGUCAUUUCAAUAAAUUUGGUCCCUCGGGAUCGUUACAAGUCCAUGAUACACUUUGUGUAAUGGCUUUGAAUAUUAUCCAUGAGAAAAUUUACUCAAUUCUAUGGUUUUGGUUUGCAUUUAUUUUGAUCACGUCAAUUUUGGCAGUACUUUGGAGAUUGGCAACAUUCAUAUUUUUUAAAAACGAAAAGUUUUCACAUCUGGCUUUUUCAUUUGCAAAAUCUGGCAGACAUGCUAAUCGACAUGAUCUAAAUUUGGUUAUUCAAAAGUGCAACUUCUCUAAUUGGAUGUUUUUAUAUUUUUUGGCAUCAAAUGUAUCUUAUUUUAUGUUCAGACAAAUUAUUGAAAAUCUUGCUGCAGAAAUUCCAGAAAAAAACGGGAAUCCCAAAUUAUUUUACCGAGAACAAAUGUCUGGAAGUGUCUCUAAGCCACCAGUAGGAAUAGAUACAGUAGAUGCUCCAUUAAUAAGCAAAGAAGCCUCGAAAGCUGACUAGGUUAAGUUAAAUAUACAUUUUAAGUCUUAAGAAAUAAAAUUUGUAUUAAUUGACGUUUUUGAAAAAAAAAAUCAAACAAAAAUUGUAAUUACUGACUAAAGAAUUUAUCACAAAGCCGGCCGGGACAAAGAACUGUAAAUUAAUGCAAAUUUGUCCAAGACUUUAAAUUGUCCAAGUUCAUCAGAGUAUAUAGGUAGGAGUGUGGGAAAUAUUACUGCCAGACAAUAAUGAACCAAUUGCCUUUAAUUAACUUCCCCCGACAUAGUAUCUUUUGUUGUUGUUGGUUUAUUAUUAGAACUUCUAGCUAAGCAGACAGGAAAAAAGUAAAU
Molecule: messenger RNA, 1704 nt
Organism: Eupeodes corollae
Lineage: Eukaryota; Metazoa; Arthropoda; Insecta; Diptera; Syrphidae
Gene: Inx7
Product: innexin inx7
Exons: 5
Coding region: 128-1375 (415 amino acids)
Biological process (GO): phototransduction
Cellular component (GO): gap junction; plasma membrane
Molecular function (GO): gap junction channel activity
Source: RefSeq, a predicted model, not a curated record